Opisthocomus hoazin is the source of this 1230-nucleotide messenger RNA. Lineage: Eukaryota; Metazoa; Chordata; Aves; Opisthocomiformes; Opisthocomidae. The record is from RefSeq and is a predicted model, not a curated record.
AUGUCAACUGAAGACUGCCUGCCAGGGGCGGCUGCGGGAUGCGUGGUCGAUGGACAGUUCCUUUCGGGUUACCAGACGUUGGGAACAGAGGUCUCUGUGCCAGCUCACAGGAGCACCCCAGACACUGAUCUGGAGGUUCAGAGGGUGGUGGGGGUGUUGGCGUCUCAGGAUUAUCAUGUUCUGGCGGCCCAGAGGAAAGAUGACCCGAGCCCUUUAAACCUUUGCCAUCAUGUCCCUGAUCAGCAGGGGGAGGCAAAGGACACGCUGAGGAACACGGUGGAGAGGGCUGCUGCCGAGAAGAGCCAGCCCAGGAGUCCCUACCUAAGGUCCCCCGAAGAGCCGCUUAGACAAAGACAGCUGACCAAAGGAAUGGUGAUAGCCAACGGCAAGCCAGUCCUGGUUCCCGUUGGGUCUGAGCCCAUCAGGUCUUCCGCUUCAGAAACCCUGGUGAGGCCGAGCCCCGAGGCGCAGACGCGAGGAGGCGUGCUGGAAAAGGACCUGGCCCAGCUGCAGCCGUCCAGCGCCUCGCACUUGCCCUCCCACUUCAUGAAGGGAGCCAUCAUCCAGCUGGCUACAGGAGAGCUGAAGCGGGUGGAGGACCUGCAGACUCAAGACUUUGUCCGCAGCGCGGAGGUGAGCGGGGGCCUGAAGAUCGACUCCAGCACCGUGGUGGAUAUUCAGGAAAGCCAGUGGCCUGGGCUUGUCACGCUGCAUUUUGUGGUCGGGGAGCAACAGAGUAAAGUGAGCAUUGAUGUGCCCCCGGAGCAUCCCUUCUUCGUGUACGGCCAGGGCUGGUCCUCCUGUAGCCCGGGGCGGACUGCUCAGCUCUUUGCUUUGCCCUGUCACAGGCUGCAAGUGGGCGACGUCUGCAUAUCAAUCAGUUUACAGAGCAUGAACAGCAGCUCUGCUUCUCAGGCUAACUCCCCUCUCACAGAUCAGCCGAUGCCGAUGCCUACCAGGGAGAGAUCAGAACGAACAGCUCAGGGGUCCAGAGAACCGUCUGACAGAGCUGCUGAAAGGAAGAGCCACACCGAGAGGGAUGGCGCGGCCCAGAGCUCUCACGCAGAACCCUCUCAGCCUGAGGCUGGCGGUCAGCACAGCUGGACAGCCCCAGGCUUCCAAAGAUACAGCAUGCAGGCAGAGGAGCCUCGGCCCUCUCUGCUCCGUCCCUCUUUCAUCCCCCAGGAGGUCAAGCUGUCCAUCGAAGGGCGUUCUAAUGCAGGGAAGUGA